UUUAACGCACCAGGUUAAAAAACCCCCUUUUCAUCAGCCUCUGCUUUGAUGUCCCCGGGAGGUGAUAUCACCCUCUCGCGGAUAGACGAAUCUAGAGACUAUUAACUGACCCCUGAACAAGCCUGACGUGUGUAACCAUGGUCAAGAGGCAAGGCAUCGAUAUUCAGAAACACUGCGCACUCCCUAAAAUCCAAAGGGGGAGCUGCUGCAAACAUCAACUAUUUACCAGGUGGCAUUUUAUAGUCAGUCUUAUGAAAAGAAACGAGUAUCUGGGCAACUCGGAGCUCUCCUCGUUGCUAGUUACAUUCGUCUUAGAUGUUCUCGAUGGCAUCAUUUUUUCGUAGAUGCAUUGCCCAAUCUCAUGACGCGUAGGACGACAGCUUCCCCGCUCGAUUGCGAGACUUGCAUUAUCAUUUGGAGAGUGAACUUGAGUAAAGAAAAGGGGUCUAUAGGUACCUAGACUCAUCUGCAACGCGAAAGCAAUGUCUCCAUCGAGGGUAGAAGCUCUUCCGCCCUACGAAUAUCCGGCUGAAACUAAAGAGAAAUUACAAUAUGCGGAACUAGAAGCGCUUGAUAUAUCCAAGCUCAACGAGCCAGGGGGUAAGCAGGCGCUGGCGAAGCAAGUAUUAAGCUUCAUCAACAAGAACGGUUUCUUCUACGUAGUCGGCCACGGCUUCUCCGACGAAGAAGUGCGACGCCAAUACGCCCUAUGCGAAGCCUUCUUCGACCUCCCCCUGGAGGAGAAGCUCAAGUACCAGUGCGACACCGCCUCCGGCGACUUCCGGGGCUACAAGCCGCAGUCGACCGGCUCCGCCGUCCUCGCGGCGCGCGACAACGACGAGCGGUACAACAUCCCGAAGUUCACGCCCGAGCACUCCUCGCGCCCCCACCCGGCGCUCAUCCGCGCCCACUGGGACGAGAUCCGCGCCUUCUCGCGCAAGGUGCACGACAGCCUGCUGCUCCCGCUGCUCUGCCUCUUCGCGCACGUCCUCGAGCUCCCCGACGAGGAGCACCUGGCGCAGCGCCACCGCUACGCGGCCGAGGGCCUCGAGUACCUGCGGUACAUGAAGUACCACCCGCGGAGCCCCGCCGCGGACGCGGGGGCCGGCAACGUCUGGGCGAGGGGCCACACGGACUACAACACGCUGACGUUCCUGUUCCACCAGCCGGUCGCGGGCCUGCAGGUGCGGGCGCGGGACGGCGCGUGGCGGUGCGUCCGGUCGCCCCGCGACGCGAUCAUCGUGAACGUCGCCGACGCGCUCGAGUUCCUGAGCGGCGGAUACCUGAAGAGUACGGUGCACCGCGUCGUGAGGCCGCCGGAGGACCAGGCGGGGCGGGCGAGGCUGAGCUUGAUUUACUUUGCGAGGCCGGAGGCCAAGGUUGUGCUGAGGCCUGUGGAGAGCCCGCUGUUGAAGAGGCUGGGGUUGCAGGGGGAGGGCGCGGGGCAGAGGUUUGCGCAUGAGGUGACGGCUGAAGAGUGGGCGAGGGCGCGAAUUGCAAAGGAUCAUCGGUUCCGGACUAGGCUAGUGGAGCAGCGGGAGAAGGAGAUUAUUGCGGGUGUGGAGCAGAAGUAUUAUGACUGAAUAGGGGAACAUUGACAGUCUCGGAUAUCUCACAUAUGCUAUAAUAACCCAGAAAUGCCAUCCCUGAAGAGCUUAUAGUUGCACAACUCAUAAAAGCCUA
This is a messenger RNA of Hypoxylon fragiforme, 1683 nucleotides long. RefSeq names its product putative 1-aminocyclopropane-1-carboxylate oxidase. The record is from RefSeq and is a predicted model, not a curated record. The transcript has 6 exons. Gene Ontology annotation, molecular function: dioxygenase activity. Lineage: Eukaryota; Fungi; Ascomycota; Sordariomycetes; Xylariales; Hypoxylaceae. Bases 483 to 1583 code for a protein of 366 amino acids.